This is a messenger RNA of Colletotrichum spaethianum, 1713 nucleotides long. Its product is annotated as splicing factor U2AF subunit. Gene Ontology annotation, biological process: mRNA processing. The record is from RefSeq and is a predicted model, not a curated record. The transcript has 5 exons. Gene Ontology annotation, molecular function: poly-pyrimidine tract binding; pre-mRNA 3'-splice site binding. Gene Ontology annotation, cellular component: nucleus; commitment complex; U2AF complex. Lineage: Eukaryota; Fungi; Ascomycota; Sordariomycetes; Glomerellales; Glomerellaceae. The coding region runs from base 1 to 1713 and encodes 570 amino acids.
AUGAACGGCGACGGCUAUUCUCGCGGCUUUUGGGAAGAAGGACGAGGAAAGGGAUCUCGCGACUACCCGAGAGAUCGCGACGAUAGACGCGGUGAUCGAGACAGACACCGAGACCGAAGGCGCUCCCGUUCGCCCUACGAUCGAAGCUCGAGGCGUCGCGACGACGAGGACAGCUAUGCGACCAGCCGCAGCCAUCGCGAGCGCGAGCGAGAGGACAGAUACUCUGGCCGCGAGAGACGCGGAGGCGACCGAGAAUGGGAUCGCGACCGUGCAUCAUCAAGACGCGAUGCCAGAAGAGAGGACGAUGACCGCCCGCGAAGAGACCGCGAUCCGUACGAUGACCGACGCCGAGGCGGACGAGACAGAAACGAGGAUGCCAGCUUUGGCCGACGCGAACGCCAGCGGAGCGCGACGCCGCCCCCAAAGAAGAGGGAACCCACGCCUGACCUGACCAACGUCACGUCAGUCCUGGAGCGCAAGCGACGUUUGACCCAGUGGGACAUCAAGCCCCCCGGUUAUGAGAAUGUCACUGCUGAACAAGCCAAGCUGUCAGGCAUGUUCCCUCUGCCCGGUGCUCCCCGCCAGCAACCCAUGGAUCCGAGCAAGCUCCAGGCCAUCAUGAACCAGCCAGGUGGCCAGGUUAAUAGUGCUGCGCUGAAGCCUAGCAACUCGCGCCAGGCUAAGCGACUGCUCAUCAACAAUCUUCCUCCUUCUGCGACCGAGGAAAGCAUCCAGAACUUCUUCAACUUGCAGCUGAACGGACUGAAUAUUAUUGAGAGCACCGAUCCCUGCACUAGCUGUCAGCUUUCGAAGGAUCACUCGUUUGCUGUAGUCGAGUUCAGAAACGCAUCCGAAGCCACCGUGGCGCUGGCCCUUGACGGAAUUUCAAUGGAGGCCGACGACGCCACAAACGGAGAGGCAGCCGACCAGGGGCUGGUGAUCCGCCGGCCAAAGGAUUACAUUGUUCCGGCUGUGGUCGACGAUGUCCCCUACGAGCCGGGUGUCGUGUCCAACGUCGUGAUUGAUACGCCAAACAAGAUCAGCAUUGCCAACAUGCCCUCUUAUCUCUCUGACGAGCAGGUCUCAGAGCUUCUGGUGUCUUUUGGUGAGCUCAAGGCAUUUGUCCUUGUCCGUGACAGAAGCACGGAGGAGUCUCGGGGCAUUGCGUUCUGCGAGUACGUUGAUCCCGCAGCCACGGAUGUUGCCAUUCAGGGCCUCAACGGUAUGGACCUUGGCGAUAAGAAGCUUAGGGUUCAGAAGGCCAGCGUGGGUGUCACACAGGUAGCUGGAGUGGAGAUGGGUGUCGCCGCCAUGUCUAUGCUGGCGGGAACGACUUCAACGGACUCCGAGGAGACCCGCGUCUUGCAGCUUCUCAACAUGGUGACGCCCGAGGAGCUGAUGGACAAUGACGAUUAUGAAGAAAUCAAGGAAGACGUCCAGGAAGAAUGCUCCAAGUUUGGCACCGUUCUUGACAUCAAGAUUCCUCGGCCAGUCGGAGGAAGCAGACAGUCUGCUGGUGUGGGCAAGAUCUUUGUCAAGUUCGAAACGAAAGAGUCGGCCAAGAAAGCGCUUCAAGCGCUUGCGGGACGCAAGUUUGCGGAUAGAACCGUCGUCACGACCUAUUUCCCAGAGGUGAAUUCCCUUGAUUCUCCUCUUUCCAUCCACAGCUCGCUAAUCAUUUUGCAGGAGAACUUCGAGGUCGGCGCCUGGUAA